Molecule: messenger RNA, 3532 nt
Organism: Larimichthys crocea (large yellow croaker)
Lineage: Eukaryota; Metazoa; Chordata; Actinopteri; Sciaenidae
Gene: baiap2a
Product: BAR/IMD domain containing adaptor protein 2a
Exons: 15
Coding region: 314-1939 (541 amino acids)
Biological process (GO): positive regulation of actin filament polymerization; plasma membrane organization; actin filament bundle assembly
Cellular component (GO): nucleoplasm; cytosol
Molecular function (GO): cytoskeletal adaptor activity; protein binding
Source: RefSeq, a predicted model, not a curated record
GUCCUUUUUUCAUGGUUCCACUUUAUUUUGAAGCGCUUUCGGGGUGCGUCUGCGAGAAAAAAAACCCCAAAACGUUUCGAGAGGUCCGUGAAGGCAGCAGCGGGCUGUCAGCUGUGGAGAGGGAAGGUGCGUUCAGUUGAAGUGCGGUUUCGGGAGCGCAGCAGCGUCUCACUCUCUCCCACGGGCGCAUUGCCUCGCCUAUUGUUCGAUCAAACUCGUGUGUUUAGCCCUUUUUUUUUUUUUUUUUUUUUUUUAAACCCCCCCCCUCACUGCUUUUACGUGGAUACACGUCUCAAGGAAAAAAAAAACGUUUAUGGUCCUGGCUGAAGAUUUCACGAUGUCUCGCACCGACGAGGUUCACCGCUUGACGGAAAAUGUCUAUAAGACCAUCAUGGAGCAGUUCAACCCCUGCUUACGGAACUUUGUUGCCAUGGGGAAGAACUAUGAAAAGGCCCUUGCCAAUGUGACAUUUGCCGCCAAAGGCUACUUUGAUGCUCUAGUCAGAAUGGGUGAACUGGCGAGUGAAAGUCAAGGAUCCAAAGAUUUGGGGGAUGUUCUGUUCCAGAUGGCUGAGGUCCACAGACAGAUACAAGUGCAGCUCGAGGAGAUGUUGAAAUCCUUCCACAACGAGCUGCUCUCUGAGCUGGAGAAGAAGGUGGAUCUAGAUGCUCGUUAUCUGACUGCUGCCCUGAAGAAAUACCAGAUGGAACACAAGAGCAAAGGGGAGAGUCUGGAGAAGUGCCAGGCUGAACUGAAGAAGCUGCGCAGGAAGAGCCAGGGCAGCAAGAACCCCUCCAAGUACGGAGAGAAGGAGAUGCAGUUUGUGGAGACCAUCAGCAGUAAGCAGACUGAGCUGGACACCUUCAUCGCUGAGGGAUACAAGACAGCCCUGUCUGAGGAACGCCGCAGGUAUUGCUUCUUGGUGGAUCGCCAGUGUGCCGUGGCCAAGAACAGCAGCGCCUACCAUGGCAAGGGUAAAGACCUUCUGACCCAGAAGAUUCCAGUGUGGCAACAGGCUUGCUCAGACCCCAACAAACUGCCAGAGAGGGCCAUGCUCCUGGCCCAGCAGAUGGGCUCUGCCGCCCUCGGGGGUACAAGCCCCCUGCAUAGCUCCAAAUCCAAUCUGGUCAUCUCAGACCCUAUCCCUGGGGCCCAGCCUCUACCUGUGCCCCCAGAGCUGGCUGUCUUCAUGGGCAGUGGUCUAGGACACCCAGCGAGGCUGAUGGGCCCUGAUGGUAUGUCCAUGGUCAACGGGACAACAGGAGUCCAUGGGGAGGAAUAUUGGACGGAUGGAGGAACCAUGUCCGUGUCCCAAGUCAGGCCUUCAUCCCCUCAAACCCAGGCGCAGGGCCAGUCCCAGGCUCAGCCCCAGAGACAGGUCAGCGAUGUCUACUCCAACACCCUUCCUGUCCGCAGGCCUGCCCCGGCUAAGAAUAAGAACCCAGUGGGAGAGACACGGACCCUGCCCAGGUCCAGUUCCAUGGCAGCAGGCCUGGAAAAGAACGGGCGCGCCCGUGUGCAGGCCAUCUUCUCCCACGCUGCGGGUGACAACAGCACCCUGCUUAGCUUCUCUGAGGGAGAUGUCAUCACCCUGCUAGUGCCUGAAGCACGCGAUGGCUGGCACUAUGGGGAGAACGAGAAGAAUAAGAUGCGUGGCUGGUUCCCCUUCUCCUACACGCGCGUGCUGCCUGAGAGUGACAGUGAGAAGCUCAAAGUGAACCUGCAUCAUGGGAAAAGUAGCAGCACAGGGAACCUGUUGGAGAAUGAUGGAUCACUGCCUACACCUGACUACGGCCUGACCGCCCGGCUCCUGGCUCAGAGCCUAGCACAGACCCGCCCACGACCCUACAGCAUGGCAGGCUUUGGCACACAGCCUGCUAUUGAGGAUUAUGACGGCCGCUUUGCCACAAGUUUGGGUCCAGAAUUGUCCCGGUUCUGAGGGAACAGGACCUCCUGACCGUUCCUUGGAGGUCUACCUCCGGCCCACCUUCAUUGAUGACCGAUCUGCACCCAUCUUCUACUAGCAGCCUGCUGUCCCCCUUUUGUCCACUAAUGGGCCAUUUUUAAAAGGGAGAAAGAAAGAAAAUGACGUGUUUGAGUUGUGUGAUGUUGUUUUCAAGAGGGCCCAGAGGUGUGACUAGGGGGAGGGGGGGCGGAUCACCACCUCAAGGAACAUGUUACACUACUAAGAAUCUAGUUUCUCUGGAAAUUCACUCCGAGAAUUUCCGGUUAAUCCUCGUGAUGUUUUGCUUCCACAAACAUUGAAUGUCUCAGCUUGAGCGUUCGAGUGCAGGUGUGACAAUAGAUUUUAUUAGUUAUUUAGAUCCCACCAGUUGUGGAUAAGGUAUGACUAAUAGGUUUUUACUAGUGAUGCCGUCACAUUAUUAUUUAUCUGCACCUCUACUACGGGAUUUCUUUUUUUUUUUUUUUCUUCAGCACUAUACACUGUAAAUUUCAUUUGAGGAUUAUUUACGUUAAUGAGCAGUGAAGGCGCACUCUGCAUUAGUUAAGUGAGGCUAGAGGGUAAAAAAGAAGACGGUCAGUAAGAUUUUUUUCAGUGCAUCACUGUAAUAUGCACUGGAGACAAAGUGUAGAUUGGAUACUACUGCCACAGACAGCUAGAACUGAACAGUUGAUGAGUAAACUAUAUUUCUGCUUUUGUUAGGUUAUAUAGUACUAUAUAUAUAUUUACUAGUGGUGAUACAGUAUACCCAUAUUUUCAAUGUGGGAACUGUGCCUUCUACUUUUUUGUAAACAUAUGCGUCACACAGCAUUGACCCAAUCACUCUGGUUUGAGGACAUAUGCAUCACAGUUUAACUUGUAUUUUUGAUAUUCCUGAAAAUAUAAGUUUGUUUUUGUUUUGUUUGCUUUCAAUAUUGAUUCUAUAUAUUAUUAUUUUUUUCUUUACUUUACUUAGCAAGCUCCAGUACAGUGCAAUUGCAAUUCCACCAAAAUAACACAAGGAUAUUUUGAAUUGCUAUUAUUUCCUUCUCUUUAAAUUUCAGUGAUAUCUAAACUGCCAGAUAGCUGAGAAAUGAAAUACACUGCAUACAUAAUGGGUCUUUUUUCUUUUUUUAAAAUAUUAGCUUUGAGGGAGUGGUAGCUAAUCAGAUAAGGUACAGUAUUAUCACGGCUUAUGAUCAUUUAUUCUCAGUAUUAUACACUCAUCUGGGAGGAGAGCUUGUAGCAGAGGUAUUCAUCUACUGUAUGUGUGGGGAUAGUGAAACUGUAUGUGAUGGAAAAGCAAUGUGUAUGGUUGUGUGAAUGAGCUAAAAAACCUCUAGACUGCAAUAAACCAAGUAACAUCAUGAAAAAUUAAUUUUCUGUGGAUGAGUCACUUUACACUGAGUGAUAUGAUCCGGCUUUUAUUACAUAGCUUACCUGGGCAGCAAGUUUCAAAUGCAUUUUUUACUUUUAUAUAGCUUUCAUUGUCCAUUUCUCACUUUUGUCCCUGUUUGUAUUAUAUCUGUCCUGUACAGAAAGUGCAUAUAAAUUAUCCUGUCCAAAAUAAAUCUAAAUGGGCACAAACUU